GAUGAUCCACACAAGGAAUCAGCUGAGGAACUGGAGGAAGAUGUACAGGAGGAAUCAGCUGAGGAACUGGAGGAAGAUCCAGAGGAGGAAUCAGCUGAGGAACUGGAGGAAGAUCAAGAGGAAGAAUCAGCUGAGGAACUGGAGGAAGAUGUACAGGAGGAAUCAGCCAAGGAACUGGAGGAAGAUCCAGAGGAGGAAUCAGUUGAAGAAGUAGAGGAAGAUGUACAGGAGGAAUCAGCCAAGGAACUGGAGGAAGAUCCUGAGGAGGAAUCAGUUGAAGAAGUAGAGGAAGAUGUACAGGAGGAAUCAGCCGAGGAACUGGAGGAAGAUCCCGAGGAGGAAUCAGCUGAGGAACUGGAAAAAGAUCCAGAGGAGGAAUCAACUGAGGAACUAGAGGAAGAUCCUGAAGAGGAUCUAGUAGUAAACAUCAAGUGGGAGGGUGCAUCAUGUAAUGAAGUUCCAUUAUUAUCCCAGGCAUCGUAUCAAUCACCGAAGAAAUGCAAGCAGGAGGGAAUGCAAAGCCAAAAUUUAGAACCAGAAGCUUCUCGACUGGAACUCAGUAGUGACAAGUCAAUUUCUGUGGCAACUACCGAUAAAGUUGGUUCCAAAGAAGAAGUUUCAGGAAGGUCGGCAAAACAAAGGCGUAGUAGAUGGGAACCACAACCUCGUGGAGAUGGAACGAAUGAUGAUCUGACUUGCAAAAGGAGGAAAACCAGGUGGUCUAGUGAAGAAACUCAAAUGAAAAUGCUGGGUCCACUUCAGCUUCCUAACUUAAAUAUCAUAUCUAAGUUGAUGACAUUAAACCCAGAUUUUAACCCUCCUCCUGAAUACAAGCCCCCAAAGCUCUUCAAAAAGCUUUACAUACCAGUGAAAGAAUAUCCAGAGUACAAUUUCAUUGGACUUAUUAUUGGUCCUCGUGGAAACACACAGAAGAAGAUGGAAAAAGAAUCUGGGGCUACAAUUCUUCUAAGAGGUAAAGGCUCCUCAAAAGCAACUAGCAAAUGUGACUCUGAGGAAGAAGAUUUACAUGUUUUAAUAGAAGCUGACAACCAAAAAUCACUGGAUGCAGCAGUUGGCAUGGUUGAAAAACUGCUAAUUCCAGUUGAAGAAGGACAAAAUGAGCACAAGCGAGAACAGUUAAAGGAGCUGGCUCAACUGAAAGCAACACGGAGAGAUGAAAAUGUGUGCAGUGUGUGUGGUGAUAAGGGACACAGACAUUAUGCAUGCCCUAACCUUAGUUCAACUUUUAAUUUCGAUUUAUUUGACACUGGUUGUAGCAGCAGCAUUUCAAUCCCAACUUAUCCUGCUACUGCAUUGUUUCCACCAAACAGUAACUUUCCAUGCGGAUCUGGAACUAGUCUUAAUUCAGUGCAGAAUAGACAAAUAAGGCCUGGAAAGGAAAUAAACGACAAAAACCUUUAUGUUGGUUAUUUGCCGCCAUCAAUUGACAAUAAUAGAUUGACUGAGCUGUUCUCCCCAUUUGGUAAGAUCACUGAAGCUGAUGUUAUUAAGGAUCGAACCACUGGCAUCAGUAAAGGUUAUGGCUUUGUCAAAUUUGAAGAUUCCCAGGAUGCAGCUUUAGCUAUAACGCAUCUAAAUGGUUUCAGAAUUGAUGGAAAGUUUUUGAAAGUGAGGAUAGCCGGACUGCAGGCAAAUAAUGAAACCCCAAGUCUAAACCCUAUUCCUCAGAUACCAUUGCCUGCAACUGUCUCCACAAAUGUCAUUCACCAAACGAAUCUUUCUGAUCCAUUACAUUUCAUGCUGCCAGAAUACCAAUCUUCAUUUCAUGACAGCAGUAGCACAAAUAUGUUUUCAUGUAAUAUCAACUCAGAGGAUGGUGAUCCUCUGAAGGUAAAUGCUUUGCCCUUUACUCCUCCAAGAAACACUUUGAUCACUCCCCAUCCAGGUUAUUCUGGCAACUUUUCAGAUCAAAGUUUGUUCUCAUCAAAAGAUUCAACCGAACAUUUUCCUGGUGAUCCAGGCAAUCUUGGUAAUUUCAGUCCUUUCUUAUGAUACCAACAUUUAAAAGAGCUACAGUUUCCAAUACUUAUCAACAUUAAUCUUAUUCCUUCAUUGCACAACAUGGACUCACUUGAAAGGGUGUACAGAUAUGCAUGAGUUUGUUGUUCUCUAGUUACCUUUUGUAAUUAGAAAUUCUAUUUUCUAUUCAGCAACCCUUUGAAGUGUUGAAUUGAUAAGGCUAUUAAAUAAAAAUGUUAGUAGGUAAA
This is a messenger RNA of Arachis duranensis, 2228 nucleotides long. RefSeq lists its product as uncharacterized. The transcript has a single exon. Gene Ontology annotation, cellular component: nucleus. Gene Ontology annotation, molecular function: mRNA binding. Gene Ontology annotation, biological process: regulation of mRNA splicing, via spliceosome. The annotation marks the transcript as partial. The record is from RefSeq and is a predicted model, not a curated record. Lineage: Eukaryota; Viridiplantae; Streptophyta; Magnoliopsida; Fabales; Fabaceae.